Lacerta agilis (Sand lizard) is the source of this 4652-nucleotide messenger RNA. It is a transcript of the gene TRPS1, whose product is annotated as transcriptional repressor GATA binding 1. The record is from RefSeq and is a predicted model, not a curated record. NCBI's taxonomy places the organism in Eukaryota, Metazoa, Chordata, Lepidosauria, Squamata, Lacertidae. Gene Ontology annotation, molecular function: RNA polymerase II transcription regulatory region sequence-specific DNA binding; zinc ion binding; DNA-binding transcription factor activity. Gene Ontology annotation, biological process: regulation of transcription by RNA polymerase II. The coding region runs from base 317 to 4204 and encodes 1295 amino acids. The transcript is spliced from 7 exons. Gene Ontology annotation, cellular component: nucleus.
UCUCUCUCUCUCUCUCUUACCACCCCCCCCCACCCCCCGCUUUCCACCUCUUCCAAAAUAAUCCAAGAUCAACUCUGUUGCAAACAACAGAAAGACGGUUCAUGGCUCAAGCGACAGUUCCACCAUCUUUCAAGCUGCUCCGGUUAUUAUUAUUAUUAUUACUGCUGAUUAAUCAACAGAUGUGCAGAUCAGCUCUCAAAAUGUCUUCUGUGUCUUCCGUGUACCUCCUAAGCCAGUUGCGUUAGCCCUCCUGCUAGCUGACUAAUAGAAUUAAUAACUGUAAAAGCAAAAAAACAAAAAAGCAUUCUAGAGCCACAUGCCUUAUGAAGUCAAUGCUGGGUAUGAUUUUAAAAAUAUGGUCCGGAAAAAGAACCCCCCUCUAAGAAACGUUGCUAGUGAAGGUGAACCCGAGACCCUCAAGUCGCCGGGUCCUGAAAGUGACACUAUUGAAAGGCAACGAGAAUUUUCUGCCGGUCAGAUGCAAGGAAACGCUGAGCAGAGCGAGGCUGCGGAGCAAACUGACAAGGAGGGGUUUUGCACGCAUGUCCCAGAGUCAUCUCCCAGCACUAAAAAGGACUUUAAAAGCUCCGCAACAAGCGAAAAGGCUGGCUUUAAUUAUGAAAGCCACAAUAAGGGAGGAAAUGUUCCAUCCUUCCCUCAUGAUGAGGUGACAGACAGAAAUAUGCAGGGCUUCUCAUCUCCAGCUGUUGGGGGAAUCUCAGAGUCCUUGAAGUCUCCUCUCAGAUCAGAUGCAGAUGACACCCAAGAUGUGAUCUGCACCCCGCCAGGAGAUCUGUCGGAGAAAAGCGAUGAACAUCGCACAUCACCAAAAUCUAUGGACGAAACAGUGCAUGUGCAAAGUGGUCAAGCCGAGGGCCGGGGUUCGAGCCCGGGUUCGGUGGCCUCAAAAAACCCACAAGUGCCUUCAGAUGGGGACGCAAGGCCAAGCAAAUUGAAAACAGAUUUGUUGGCAAAUGAGAACCCCGAUAUGGCGCCUCUGUCUCCAGAGCUUCAGGACUUCAAAUGCAACAUCUGUGGCUAUGGUUACUAUGGGAACGACCCCACAGAUCUCAUCAAACACUUCCGCAAGUACCACCUCGGGCUGCACAACCGCACCAGGCAGGAUGCUGAGCUUGACACUAAAAUUUUGGCUCUCCACAACAUGGUGCAGUUCAGCCACUCCAAAGACUUCCAGAAAGUCAAUUGUUCUGUGCUGUCAGGGGUCCUGCAGGAUAUCAAUUCCCAAAGGCCUGUCCUGCUAAACGGGACUUACGAUGUGCAGGUGACUUUAGGUGGGACCUUUAUUGGCAUUGGACGCAAAACUCCAGAUUGCCAGGGGAACACCAAGUAUUUCCGCUGCAAGUUCUGCAAUUUCACCUACAUGGGCAAUUCAUCGACAGAGCUGGAGCAACACUUCUUGCAGACCCACCCAAACAAGAUAAAAUCCACCGUUCCUGCCUCUGAAUCCAGCAAAGCCUCAGACAGGAACUCAAGCAAAUCCAGCCCUACUGUUCGAUCAUGUGAGGCUGCAGAUUUGGGGAAGUGGCAGGACAAGAUCACCAUAAAAGCAGGAGAUGACACUCCCGUUGGUUAUUCAGUUCCCAUCAAACCUCUCGAAUCCUCAAGACAAAACGGUACGGAUGCCUCCAGUUACUACUGGUGCAAAUUCUGCAGCUUUAGUUGUGAAUCAUCCAGCUCGCUGAAACUGUUAGAACAUUACAGCAAGCACCAUGGGGGGAGCCAGGCAGGGGGCCCUCACCCAGAUCGGAAUGACAAGCUCUCGAGGGGGUCGGUCAUUAAUCAUAAUGACUUAGCCAAAAAUUCAGAUGGAGAGUUAGCAACAAAGACUGAGAAGGGCUCUAGCGUGGCCAAAAAGAAAGACUUUUCCAGCUCAGGAGUGGAGGACAACAUGGUGACAAGCUACAAUUGUCAGUUUUGUGAUUUUAGAUACUCUAAGAGCCAUGGCCCAGAUGUAAUAGUGGUGGGGCCUCUUCUUCGUCAUUAUCAGCAGCUACACAACAUUCACAAGUGUACCAUUAAGCACUGUCAGUUUUGUCCCCGAGGCCUCUGUAGUCCAGAAAAGCACCUUGGAGAAAUUACUUAUCCUUUUGCUUGCAGGAAAAGUAAUUGUUCCCACUGUGCUCUCUUGCUCUUGCACUUGUCCCCUGGGAUGCCAGGAGGCUCCAGAGUCAAGCACCAGUGUCACCAGUGCUCUUUCUCCACCCCCGAUGUAGACGUUCUCCUGCUUCACUAUGAAACCACACAUGAAGCCCAGGCGACUGAAGUCAAGCAAGAAGCUAAUGCCCCGCAAGGGUUGGAUGGGCUGCUGAGUGUCAAAGAAAGCAAAGACCACACGUGCACCAAAUGUGACUUUGUCACUCAGGUAGAAGAGGAGAUUUCUCGACACUACAGGAGAGUCCAUAACUGUUACAAAUGUCGUCAGUGCAGCUUUACAGCUGUUGAUACUCAAACCCUACUGGAGCACUUCAACACUGUGCACUGCCAAGAGGUGGACAUCACCACAGCCAAUGGGGAAGAUAGCCAUGGGGUGGCUGCUGCUCUCAAGGAAGAGGCCAAAAUUGACCUGAAGGUCUAUAGCCUGAUCAGUGCAGACCCCAAACUGGGAGAGCCCGUCUCUGAAAGUAUAGUGAAGAGGGAAAAGCUGGACGAGAAGGAAGUACUGAAGGAGAAAUGUUGGCCUGAUGGGUCCAGUGAUGAUCAUCGUGGUGCACCUUGGAGAGGAGUGGACAUUUUGAGGGGGAGCCCUUCCUUUACCCAAACAAGCUUGGGCCUUCUGACCACAGUGUCUGUGGGCCAAGAGCAGCCAAAGCCCUUAAGGGAUAGUCCAAACGUAGAAGCUGCCCAUCUUGCACGGCCUGUUUAUGGCUUGCCUGUCGAGACCAAGGGGUUCCUGCAAGGGGUGCCCCAAGGAAGCGGAGAGAAAGCUGGACCACUCCCUCAGCCAUAUCCUGGAUCUGGUGAUAACAAGGCGAAGGAUGAAUCCCAGUCCCUCCUACGGAGACGUAGAGGCUCAGGAGUUUUCUGUGCCAAUUGCCUGACCACAAAGACCUCUCUCUGGCGAAAGAAUGCAAAUGGAGGAUAUGUAUGCAACGCGUGUGGUCUCUACCAGAAGCUUCACUCGACUCCCAGGCCUUUAAACAUCAUUAAGCAGAACAACGGUGAGCAGAUCAUUAGGAGACGAACGAGAAAGCGCCUUAACCCGGAGGCACUGCAGGCUGAGCAGCUAAACAAACAGCAGAGAGGGAACAGUGAGGAACAAGUCAACGGCAGCCCGUUAGAUAGGAGGUCAGAGGAUCAUAUAACAGAAGGUCACCAGAGAGAAAUCCAGCUUCCCAGCCUGAGUAAAUAUGAAGCCCAGGGCUCAUUGACUAAAAGCCAUUCUGCUCCGCAGUCAAUAUUGGUCAGCCAAACUCUGGAUAUUCACAAAAGGAUGCAACCUUUGCACAUUCAGAUAAAAAGUCCUCAGGAAAGUACCGGAGACCCAGGCAAUAGUUCCUCUAUAUCAGAAGGAAAAGGAAGCUCAGAGAGAGGCAGUCCAAUAGAGAAAUACAUGAGACCUGCUAAGCAUCCGAACUAUUCUCCACCCGGAAGCCCCAUUGAAAAGUACCAGUACCCACUCUUUGGGCUUCCAUUUGUACACAAUGACUUUCAAAGUGAAGCUGAUUGGCUGAGAUUCUGGAGUAAAUAUAAGCUGUCCGUUCCCGGGAAUCCACACUACUUGAGUCAUGUGCCUGGCCUACCAAAUCCUUGCCAAAACUAUGUGCCUUAUCCCACCUUUAAUCUGCCUCCUCAUUUUUCAGCUGUCGGAUCUGAUAAUGACAUUCCUCUAGAUUUGGCGAUAAAACAUUCCAGACCUGGGCCAACUGCAAAUGGUGCCUCCAAGGAGAAAGCUAAGGCACCGCCAAAUGUAAAAAAUGAAGGUCCCUUGAAUGUAGUCAAAACGGAGAAAGUUGACCGAAGUACUCAAGAUGAGCUGUCAACCAAGUGUGUGCACUGUGGCAUUGUCUUUCUGGAUGAAGUGAUGUAUGCCUUGCAUAUGAGUUGCCAUGGUGACAGUGGACCUUUUCAGUGCAGCAUAUGCCAAUAUUUUUGCACGGACAAGUAUGACUUCACAACUCACAUCCAGAGGGGCCUACACAGGAACAAUGCACAAGCUGAAACGAAUGGCAAAUCUAAAGAGUAAAGAUAAAUAAAAUAAAAUAAACCUUAGCACUUAGCACAAUUAAACAGAAAUAGGUUUCCUUGAUGGGAAUUCAAUAGCUUGUAAUGUCUUAUUAAGCACUUCAUAUAGCAAGCAUGCCUUAUCCAGUAUACAAUCCUUCGUUCUUUUCUCUUCCCUCCUUUUCCUUCCUCUAGACAAAAAAAAAAGUUACCAAGAAGGAAAAGCAAAAUGGAUGGCAGCUGGAAUUGGGGGUUAAGGGAUAUUUACUUGGGACCCGUCCACCAAAACUAUACAGAAGACACUAUAUCAGGGCAAGUCUCUUCAGGGGGGGGGGGGGACCCUAAUCAGACAACUAAUGCUUUUCGUUCUUGUAGCUGGCUAGAAUGCAAAGAUGUAUAAUGCAGGUGUACAGUAACAUAUGCACACUGUAUAGCAAAAUGGACUUGUUAAAUAAACUGAUGUCCAGAAA